GCACCCCAAACAUCCAGGAAUGGUCCGAUAUUUUUUGGGCAUGAAAAAAAAUGGUCUAGGCCGUACCGGCCGGCCUGAGGCACGGUCCGGCCCCGUUCACAUCUCUACACACAAACGAAGCACAAACACAGAGGAAGAAAGAAAAAUUCAGCUGUGCUUGCCCCGAGCCAAAUGGACAUAUGGCAGAAAGCGCGAACCUUUGUGGAGGAAGCGGCGCGGUGGUCGCGCGAGCUAACGAAGGGAGCCGCGAAGCGAUCCUCUGAGCUGACAGCCGAUUCCUCUAAGUUUUCAGACAUUCUAUCAGAAUCGUCGAAGCGGUCAAAGAAGAUCGCAGCCGAGGCGUCAAAGCGAGCUUACCAGAUCAAGUCUCUCGCUGAGAACAUUGCGCCUCCUGGUGUGCUCGCGUCACAGCAGCAACAAGAGGAGGAUCUGGGGAGGUUUGGAAUCACUGAAGAGUUGAGAGAAUUCGUUAAGGAACUUACUAUUAACACCUUUCAAGAUUUUCCAUUAGAAGAUGAUUCAGAGAUGUGUGAUGUUCCCAUUGAAUCAAAUGUUAGGAAGGAUCCUAAUGAAUGGCAAGAAGAACAUGCCACUCUUGUUCUUUCCACGGUUAAGGAAAUAUCAAAAUUAAGAUAUGAGUUCUGCCCACACUAUAUCAAAGAAAGGAAGUUUUGGAGGAUUUAUUUUAUUCUUGUUAACAGCCAUGUGGCAGCAUAAGUAUCUUUUCUCAUUGUCAAAAACUGCGAUUCCAGCUUCUACUGGCUUUUUUAUUUUACCAUUCAGCCUUUAGAAACUUAUAUACUCUGGGGAUUCUUCCAUAAUUGGCUGUGUAUGCUGAAUACAAUUACAUAUUUGCAAUCCCCCGUUAUGUAUUUUACUUCUUCAUAUGGAAAAUUUGUAUGGUAAAGUGUAGAUAAUUGUCUAUUUACGCACGCACACGAGUUUUAGAUAAAAGUGGUCUGAACAGGUAUUCACAGUUUAGCUUUUUACCCAAAAAAAAAUGCUAAUAGGUGGCUGGUAAUUUUUCACUCUCUGUGUGUGUAACUAUAUUUGUGUGCGUUUGACGUAACUGUACAGAUUUUCUCAAGAGCUUCAAUAUAUAAUCAAUUUUAUUCCUAAUAUAUGAAUUGACUUCUUUAUUGAGGAAAGAGGCCUGUGCAUUUUCACACAAUAGUCCUUUUCUUUAUAAAGAAAAAUAAAAGUUAAUAGGUGGAAAAUGUCAUGAAGCAGGUAAUUCAUAACUCUGCUUUUGUCUCAAUAGCUAAACCAUUCUGCAGUUGCAGCCUCUUGCAAGAUCGUCAGAUAUUGGGAGAAAAUCUGUGGGAUAUAGCUCCUAUAGAAUUGGAAUCUGGAAUUAGAAUACUUGAAUUCUACUUCAACCUAAUUCACCUUUUUUCCUCUUGUAAAGUUAGAGAAGAUGCAUGCAAGCAAUAGGGUUUAGGGUUUACUAUUUGCACAUAGAAAUAUGAUAUUGAUGCAAAUGCUUGCUUACGUCUACAUUUGCUGCACUCUGGUAUUGCUAGAGUAGCUGUACCUUUGCCAUUCUUUGACUUAGUUUCCGAUUUUCUCACACCUUUUCUCUUUCUUUUCUUCUUUUUCCUUUAGCUCUGAGAAGCUAUACAUGGAAGAUUUUAAGGUCAAAUCUAAAGAACAGGUAAAGAAUGAUGGAGUGGAAGAAAGCUCGAAGGUUAGAAUAAUUCCUAAAUCAGGUGCACCAGAAGCAAACCAGCAAAAGAGUAAGACUUCAGCAUCUUCGACUACAGAACAAGACUUGGAUGUAUUUCUUCUGGGUGGAGACAGUGAUAAAGGCCCUGGUAUAAUAGGAUUUUUUCAUUAAUCUGUCAAGUUAUUGACCAUAUUUAUUUGUUAAGAUGAUUGAUUUUUUAUGUCCUCUGUUUUUUCCUUGAUUUAUUUACUGUAUUUUGUUUUUCUUCUUUGUGGCUUUUGUUACACACAUUUGAUUGCAUCCCUGUUCAUGCAACAUUUUUUGUGAGUGAAUUUUCCUUUUUAUCCUGCAAUUAGUGGGUUGCUUCUAUUGGCUAAACCUUGGCUACCGUUUAAGUUGCAUUAAGUGCUAGUUCUUUAUUCUUAGCAUAUUUUCCCAUCAAUACUAUCCCUUUUAAUAGGCAAAGAGAAUCCAGUGUACCUAUUUUUGUUACUUAUCCACACGUGUUUCUUCGUCCUAAGCAUCUUUAUCCACCCCUGUUUCUUUUUUUUUUUUUAGAGAAAUUAAGAAAUUGUAUAAAACCGAUAAAAUAAGAUACAAAAUACGAGAGACAUACCCAAGCAAAGUCACAAAAGACUUAGAAAACAAAACAAAAUGAGCACACAGACUCCUGAAAGCAAACUAAGAAAAAGUCAUUAAAAGUUAGAAAGAGCACAUAGGCUCAAAAAAAAAAAAAAAACAAAAAAAUUAGUUAGGUAAAUGUCAAAUAGCUUGAAACUGAAGAGAGAUCUGUAUUUGUAACAUCAGUUUUUGCAUAAGAGCUAUACAAACAAUGGGAUUACCUUAAGCUUUGUGAAUUUUGUUGUGUAAUUCAUUGUACUGUUGAUAAAUCACGUUUUUCAGAUGAUGGUGAUGAAGUGUUUGAUGAUGACUUUGACAAGAUGGUGGAUGGUUCGGAUGAUGAGAAAGAGAAAUCAGAAAAGAUCACUGAAUUGUCCAAGACAUCAUGAUUGCUGCACAGAUUUAAAAGAAGAGAACAAUUGUCAAGAUGAUGAAUGGAAUAAAGGUUUGUCCCUUCCUUCUUUCAAAUCCUUAUUAUUUGUUUUCUAUCUUUCUUUUCCCCUUUUCCUUUUUCCUUUCAAGAUGGGUAGACUAAGCCAUCUCUCCAUGUAAAGAAUGUUACUUAUUCCUUUACUCUUUACAACUGGUUUAAUCACCCUUGUAAAUUUCAGUCAAUUUAUUCAGUCCCGAUCUCUCCUCGGCGCAUUUUUGUAAAAA
Messenger RNA from Mangifera indica (mango), 2944 nucleotides. RefSeq lists its product as uncharacterized. The record is from RefSeq and is a predicted model, not a curated record. Lineage: Eukaryota; Viridiplantae; Streptophyta; Magnoliopsida; Sapindales; Anacardiaceae. The coding region runs from base 172 to 717 and encodes 181 amino acids. The transcript is spliced from 4 exons.